UGCACAAAUAGCUCGUUUAAUUCGCAUACGGUGCACACCAUGUGACGAACGGUAGUAUGCAGCGCUCAGCGCACGCUGUGCUGGUGGUGGGAGUGCACGAGGCCUCUGCCAGGCCUUGAUCACUUGAUCUACUGUGCGUGCUCAUUACCCAAUCUUCUCGUGUCUCGUCGAGCCAAACCCAACUGUCGUAAUGGUGUCUGUCAAAGCAAUCUUUCUCGGUAUCACCCUCCUCGCCAUGGCUCGCGAGGCCCAAGCCCAAGACGGCACUGAGUCGAUUGCUGUGUAUGGAUCGGAUGACUUCGACUCGUACGCCUACGGCUACCCGACAGAGGCGCCUGAGACGCCUUCCCCUUCAACCCAACGACCAACGCGCACCCCGAAGCCGACGACGCCCAAGCCGACGCGCACCCCAAAGACCACGACGCCCAAGCCGACGCGCACCCCGAAGCCCACGACGCCCAAGUCGACGCCUUCCACGACAACGCCCCUGCUGCAACCACUGUGGCGCCGACUCCCGCAGCUACCACCGUCGCACCUACGCCGGCGGCCACCACCAUCGCGCCGACGCCUGCUGCAACCACUGUCGCGCCGACUCCCGCUGCAACCACUGUCGCGCCGACGCCUGCUGCGACCACCGUCGCGCCGACUCCCGCUGCUACCACCGUCGCGCCGACGCCGGCCCCGACUACGCCACGCCGACGACGACGAUGCCCACAUCGACCACCAAGGCGCCGACGACGACACCGUGCACCACCACCAAGGCGCCGACGACGACGACGCCCGCUUCGACCACCAAGGCGCCGACGACGACGAUGCCCACAUCGACCACCAAAGCGCCGACCACUACCUCGAAAUCGCCUUCGACAACGACGCCAUUGUCGACGACGCCGUACCCGACGACCUUGUCCCUGACAAAGACAUCUUUGCCGACGCCGUGCAAAACUACUACAACCCCCUGCCCCACGAGUUUCAAGCCGGCCUCAACGUCCACAAUCCCAAACACGUGGUCGCCCUCUGUCACUCCGUACAAAACCACUACAACCCCGUCGAUGCGCCCUACGACGGCUCCGUGCAAUUUCUUCCAAGAUGA
Molecule: messenger RNA, 1090 nt
Organism: Saprolegnia parasitica CBS 223.65
Lineage: Eukaryota; Oomycota; Saprolegniomycetes; Saprolegniales; Saprolegniaceae
Exons: 5
Coding region: 191-1090 (299 amino acids)
Source: RefSeq, a predicted model, not a curated record